GAAGUCGGAACGGGGGCCUCCGCGACGGGCAUGGGCACUAAGGUACAGGCUUCUGCUCAGUUAACAUGCGUUGCAGACAUGUUGUUUCGGCUUCUUGACGUGCUCUUCAUUUUCAUCUCUGAACCUUCAGAAGGGUCUGUUUCAGAUGUGACCAUAAUCACAGCCUCUCCUGGUGAAGAUGUUUUGCUCGGUUGCUUCUUCAAGCCGCAGACAGAAUCUGUGGACGGCUACUUAGCUGUGAGGUGGCUUCGCGACUUUUCAGUGGUUCACUACACUAUCGAUGGAGAAGAUCUUUCUGAUUUAACUUCACACCAGUUCAGAGGAAGAACCCACAUUUUUCCAUCCCAGUUGUCUAUGGGCAAUGCAUCCCUCCUGCUUCAGGAUGUUACAGUUGAUGACACAGGAAAUUACACAUGCAACCUGAUUGGCAACACGCUGAGGUCAACACAGAGCAUUCAACUGGACGUCCAAGACUCCUUCCUACCCAGCAUUGUUGAGAACCCGUGUGUCUUCUUCGCAAUCUUGUGUGUAUGCCUCUUUGUUUUCAAGCACCUUAGAAAAAAGCAUAUCAAAGGUGGGUCAGGGCCAGGCGUGCUGCAGAGGCAAUGUCUUCUUCAGAGGAUCUGUGAUGGCGGUAGGCAUACUGAUUUCAGUCUAAUAUCGGUGGAAUUGAGGCCAUGACAUAAAUCCUAAAACUUUUUUAUAAGCAAAGGCCAGCUUAUGAUUCAAAUCAGCCCAAGAAAGAGAAGAAACAAAAGAUCCUUUAGUGCAAACCCAUGAGGUCCUGCAGUAAAUAAAUACAAAAAAAAAAUCACGUACAAUUGUCACUUAAAACAGAAAGACAAUACUAUGAAUGUGUACAUAACUAAUAAUAAAAAUGAAACCUGA
This is a messenger RNA of Erpetoichthys calabaricus (reedfish), 888 nucleotides long. RefSeq names its product V-set domain-containing T-cell activation inhibitor 1-like. NCBI's taxonomy places the organism in Eukaryota, Metazoa, Chordata, Cladistia, Polypteriformes, Polypteridae. The coding region runs from base 31 to 681 and encodes 216 amino acids. Gene Ontology annotation, biological process: T cell costimulation; cellular response to lipopolysaccharide; negative regulation of T cell proliferation. The transcript is spliced from 6 exons. Gene Ontology annotation, cellular component: external side of plasma membrane. The record is from RefSeq and is a predicted model, not a curated record.